This is a messenger RNA of Pyrenophora tritici-repentis Pt-1C-BFP, 1581 nucleotides long. Its product is annotated as dynein. Gene Ontology annotation, molecular function: dynein heavy chain binding. Lineage: Eukaryota; Fungi; Ascomycota; Dothideomycetes; Pleosporales; Pleosporaceae. Gene Ontology annotation, cellular component: meiotic spindle pole body; cytoplasmic dynein complex. The record is from RefSeq and is a predicted model, not a curated record. Gene Ontology annotation, biological process: microtubule cytoskeleton organization; microtubule-based movement.
AUGGCCAACACGCGUCGAACACCCAACUUCCCCACGCGCACACCAGGCGGCCACGACCGACCAGGCAGCAGAGAUGCAGAUAGAGAGGAGAUAUGGAAGCCCAUGCUGGACAACAUCUCGAGCGGAAAGCGACUACCAGAGAAAAGCCUCCUAGUACUGGGCGGAACACCAGAAACACAGCGAGAGUUUCUUGAGUCAGUAUCGACGGACACGGCAAACAACCGGAGACCGCCAGACCGAGGCCGGAAGCCGCCAAUUGCCAAUCAGUUUGCCCUAGGAUACACGUAUCAAGAUGUCCUGGAUACGGAUCAUGAGGAUACACUUGCUCGCCUUUCGCUCUAUCUGCUGGCAAACCCCUCGCCCUCCUUCACCCCGCUCAUCAAGCCCUACCUAAACCCCCGAACCCUGCCGCACAUGCUCAUCGUCAUACUACUGGACUGGAACCACCCAUGGCUAUGGAUCCGCCAACUUCGCGAUUGGAUCCGUGUGCUGCGAUCGCUUAUUGUCUCACUCGAUGACGCUUCCAAGGUGGCCCUGGAGGAGAAUAUUCAAACAUUACAAGACAAAGGGCGCAACCUGACAACCGAAGGGAGCAGCAUGGAGAAUGUGAAGAUACCGCUAGGACCUGGAGAAUGGGACGAACCACUUGGUGUGCCCCUGUGUGUUGUCUGUCAGAACGCCGACAAGAUUGAGACGCUUGAGAAGGAGCGGGGAUGGAAAGAGGAGGAGUUUGAUUUCAUACUCCAGUAUAUGCGUACUAUCCUUCUCAAGCACGGUUCAAGCUUGGUAUAUACUAUGCCCACAGCACCAGGCUCAUUACGGACCCUCAUUCAUUCCACCCUUGGCAUCAAGUCGUUACUCCAGCAAGAGCAACUGCGACACAACGUGACAGAUCGCGAUCGGGUACUGGUACCCCCCAACUGGGAUUCAUGGGCCAAAAUUCGUAUCCUGCGAGAAGGAUUCGAUGUCGAAGGCAUCAGCGAGAAGUGGAGCGUCGAUAUUGAUAUUCCUCAGCAUCUGCGACCAACCACUGCCCAGUCACCAGCGCCUGUAGAAGAUGAAGCUCAGACAAAUGGCGCAACAACACCUGUUGCAGAAGAGGAGGACGAAUCUUCAGCAACUGCAUACUACGAACAAACGAUACGUAACCCGGAAUCCGACUACGCCCUGUCUAGCCUGUCGAAACAAGCCAAUGGACUCGAGGUGACAAGCAAAGAUCCACAAGCCUUCCUCGCUGAGCAGGUCAAUGUCCUGGAACAUCUGAGACGAGAAGAUGAAAACGAAGCUGCCCUGAAAGCUGCGCGCAAAGAACAAGAUGCGUCAACUAGCAGGACCUGGACCGAAGAAGCUUCAGGGGUGGUCGAAGAGCACAUUGGACCUAUUCAGUUCAACAUGGGUGGUAUUCAAGUAAAUGCCGAUGAAAUGGUGAAGAGGCUGCAGGACCGACAAACAAACCGACAAGACGAGCCAGAGACUCCACCCGCGAAAGCGCAAGAUACCAACAUCAACGACAACGAGAAACUUCGGUCGUUCUUCUCAAGUCUAGUCAACAAGACACCUUCAAGCACUCCACGGGGUUGA